Messenger RNA from Frankliniella occidentalis (western flower thrips), 1113 nucleotides. RefSeq names its product alpha-N-acetylglucosaminidase-like. The transcript has 5 exons. NCBI's taxonomy places the organism in Eukaryota, Metazoa, Arthropoda, Insecta, Thysanoptera, Thripidae. The coding region runs from base 328 to 924 and encodes 198 amino acids. The record is from RefSeq and is a predicted model, not a curated record.
AUGGCCUGCUUCAUUUCCUGCUCGCUCUUACCAGCCACCCGCCAGGCGAUUGUGAGGUGAGGAAAAAACGGUGUUUUCAGUAGGUAGGAAACAGCUCUCCUGGCGCAUGUGACUCUUAGUGAGGUCGCUUUGCAUGUUUGAUGGUCAGCGCCAUGGCCUCCACGGCGCCGCACCGGCUGACACUCCCCGCACCUGCAGGUGUGGUACCGCGUGGAGGAUGUCCGGGACGCGUGGCGCAAUCUGCUCUCGGCCAGCGACGAGCUCCGAUCCUCCGCCAACUACCGCCUGGACCUGGUGGACCUGACGCGUCAGGGGCUGCAGCUCGCCAUGGCCGCGCUCUACAAGCAGGCCGUCAGGGCCUUCAACCGGCAGCAGCGCGACCCGCUACGGGAGUCGGCGGCGCAGGUGAUGCAGUUGUUCUCUGACCUGGAGCGCAUCCUGUCCACCGACACGCACUUCAUGUUGGGGCCCUGGCUGCGCUCUGCACGAGAGCGCGCCACCACAGAGCUGGAGGAGGCGGUGUACGAGUGGAACGCGCGCAACCAGCUGACUCUGUGGGGGCCCAGGGGGGAGAUCAGGGACUACGCCGCCAAGCAGUGGGCGGGACUGGUGAGCCGGUACUACGGCCCGCGUUGGAAGCGCUACCUGCAGUCCCUGGAACUAGCUCUGCAGGAAGGCCGGCCCUUCAAUCAGACCGCAGUCUCGCACGACAUCUUCGUCAAUGUCGAGGAACCCUUCACCCUGGACAGGACCGCUUUCCCGACCGAGCCCUCGGGCGACGCCGUGGCGCUGUCCGAGGAGCUGUUCGAGCGCUGGGGCCAGCUGCUCACGUCCAAGGCCGUUCUCCGGCGGCCUCGCCCAAGGAACGGGAUCCCGGUGCCCGGGUCGGAGACCUCCACGGAGAUCAACGUGGACGCGGUGUGACGCUGCCGGGGCCGGCGGCCGGGCCCCAGGGGACGGGCAUCGCCCGGUCCCGGUCCCCCCUCUGUCCCCGAGGUCACCAGCCCGAGCACGCAUGAGCUCGCCAUGACACAACUUACAACUUUCCCUACAAUAAGUUUUCCGUAGUUGUUAUUAUUACAGUUUUAAUAAACCUGAUUCCUAUAGUUUUUA